ACAUAAUUAUUGUCCUAAUAUAUACUACCACAACAAAACACUAAGUAGCUAUGGCCUCACGCACUAAAAACCAAGCGCUUAACAGACUUCUUAUGACUAUCAGCGAUGAAAUACCACCAGAAAAGUUCGAGAAGCUGGUUCAACUAUACGAUGUGCAAGUUCCAGAUGUUGCUAAGCCCUAUGAUACCCUCAAGCACCUCCAAAAGCAAGGGGUGCUGGAUCUGAAUGAGCUGGUUAAAAACUUGACCACAAUAAAGUGUUUGGAUCAAAGUGAGAAGGUAGCUGAAUACAUCAGAGAGACUGACACAGCAUUGAUGACCCCCUCCCUUGAGAGCACUGAUGCAGCUCCCUUCUUUGCUGACCCGGUAUGCACGCCUAUUCCUGAGACAGGGGUAACUAAAGAGGAGGAGGGUCAAAACCGACGACCCAUCCAGGCAGUGGAGAGGAAAAUCUCAGAAAACGCUGCCAUUUUCUCACCACCACCCAGAAAGCUAUCAGAGGAUAGUGAACUAUUUCAGCUACAGAGAGGUAUGAGUGACCCAGGGAGAAAGAAAAGGAGACUGGAUGUCCCAGGAGGUGCUGAAGCUGUAGAAUACCCACAGAGUGACAGUCCAGACAAGUCUGAAGAUGAAGAUGAGGAGCUAGACAUGCCACCAGUUGCAGCUGGCAAUGAUUUAAGGUUCAUGAAAAGGGCAUUGGAGGUAGCACUCCAGAGUGAGGACCCACACACGAAGGUUGGGGCAGUCCUGGUGAGUCCAGAAAAUAAGAUCAUUGGGGAGGGGUACAACUUUCUACCUAGAGAAGGCUUGACUUGGAAUAGUAACAAAGAAGACAAAGAGGAAGACACAAAAUAUCCCUACGUGACCCAUGCUGCUGUAGUAGCUAUACAAGCUGCCUAUAAACAGAAGGAGUCUCCAGAAGGGGCCACCCUCUAUACAAACCUCCUCCCCUCUAGUAGGGACGGUGUGUCCAUUCUCACAGCAGGGGUAAAGGAACUGGUAUUCUUGGAUAUCAAGAGAGAGUGGCGUAAGAGAUACCACACUGGGGCCACCAAAAAGCUAUUUGAUGGGAUUGUUCAAUGCAGGCAAGUAUCAAUGCCAGAGUGACUAUCAGACAACUUGUGGAUCUCAACAAACAAACAAAAUCAUUCAUUUAUUGACUAGCUGCUAAUCGUACCAUAAUGCUGCUUACACAAUGCUGCUUACGUAUGUACAAUGCUGUUUCCAAUAACACAAUGUGUGGAUAAAUAACUUCCUGCUAA
Halichondria panicea is the source of this 1261-nucleotide messenger RNA. RefSeq lists its product as uncharacterized. The record is from RefSeq and is a predicted model, not a curated record. Bases 51 to 1106 code for a protein of 351 amino acids. Gene Ontology annotation, cellular component: cytoplasm. Gene Ontology annotation, molecular function: catalytic activity. NCBI's taxonomy places the organism in Eukaryota, Metazoa, Porifera, Demospongiae, Suberitida, Halichondriidae. The transcript is spliced from 6 exons.